AAAACAAUUUCAAAUUCGGAAUCGGACGGUUGUGCUGUGGCGCUGCUGCUCCCCAAAGAAAUUCCGGAACUGAUCGGCAACCGCGCACCAUACAACUCAGUCUAACAUUUUUUUAACUCAGUCAGAAGUCGGAUUUUAGGUGGUUUGGUGAUCGCAAACAAGACAAAAGCAGAGCGUUAAAUUCCUCGUUAAUUAGUUUCAAUUAGGCGAAAAUAAAAGGAGGCCCAAACGAUUACAACAAGAAAUGGAAAGAAGAGGCAGCAACUGUGAGCAGUGAUCGUGUGCUUGUAUUCAUCUCAAUACGUUUAUGUGAGUGUGUCUGUGCUGGAAUGGAAUGCAGUUACGAAAAAAAAUAAAUAAAUAAUUGAGAGCGCGCCCGCGCUCUCCCGCUCUCCCUGGCUCGCGUGCGCGUGUGUUCGUGUGUGUGUGUCUCCAUUAUCGCCGGAGUGAAAGAAACGGAAUGAAAUGUCUUUGCUAAUGUAAACAGCGCAAAGAGAAACCCCCCGAAAAAAGCAGUAGAUAGCAAAAAAAAAAAAAAGAAAAAGCGCGCGUCGGGUGAAUUAAAGUUUUCUCAGACUCCCAAGUACACAGAGAAAAAUUAAAUAUGCCGAACCUGCAGCAAACCCCCUCGCAAUCGCAGCAUCACCUGCAUCCCCACCUCCUGCGUCCCCACCAACAACAACAUACGCAGCAGCAACAGCAACAACAACAGCACCACCAUCAUCAACAACAACAGCAACACCACAGCGAUUUUCCUCUGCCUGAUGGUUGGGAUAUUGCCAAGGAUUUCGAUGGCAAGACCUACUAUAUAGAUCACAUCAAUAAGAAGACCACCUGGUUGGACCCCAGAGAUUGCUACACAAAGCCACAGACCUUCGAAGAUUGUGUGGGCGAUGAGUUGCCCAUGGGCUGGGAGGAAUCGUACGAUCCGAAUAUCGGACCCUACUACAUCAAUCAUCUGGCGCAGAGCACCCAGCUGGAGGAUCCCCGCCAGGAGUGGAAGGGUGUCCAGGAGCGGAUGCUCAGCGACUAUCUGUCGGCGGCGCAGGAUCAGUUGGAGAACAAGCGGGAGAUGUUCGACGUCAAGCAGCAGCGACUCCUUUGGGCCCAGGAGGAGUACAAUCAUCUCAAACUGGCAGCCAGUCGAAGCAGUCUGUGCUCUUCCUCCAGUUCGAUGAGCCGGCACGAUCCGGAACUCCUGAGAGCUGACCUGAUGUUGGCGAGGGAGCGAGUGCACCAGCUGAAACAGGAGCUGACCCACAUUACCAAUGAUAUUUCCUACACGGAACGCGGCAUGAACACGCUGUAUUCGGUGGGCGAGAAGAUCAAUGCCCGGGAAAAUGGAUGCUACGACAUCACCGAGGUGCAGGCGAUUCGCGAGGAGAUGCUCAAGGUGCACAAGUCGCUGGUCUCCGGCGAGAAGGUGCGCGAGGAGCUGAUGCGCAGUCUGGUGCAGAUCAAGAACGAGCUGAGUCGUCAGCAGAUCAGCGAGGAGAACUCCGACCUGGCCUCGCCCUUCGACCGGGUGUGCGUGGCCAGCCAAACGGAUCUGUGCGGAUCGUCGGGGGACAACCUGAAUGGCGGCGCCCGUUUCGCCGAGAUGGCCAAGACCAAGUUGCAGUACGCCGAGUGGCGGAAGCACAUCAAGAAGCUGCAGCAGCAGCUGGCCGAUCAUGUGGAACGCAUUGAGCCGGGCCAACUGGAGUCGGACAAGGAUCGCAUUCUGCUCAUCCAGGAGAAGGAGAAGCUGCUGAACGACCUGAACAGCAUUUCCCUGAAGUCGCGCAGCGAAGAGGAAAAGCGGGUGAUCCAGCAGACGCGCCACAAACUUGAGGAGGACCUCAAGGAGGCCUACGAGGCGAACAACACCUGUGUCGCCAAUCGGUUGCGCUUCCACGAGGAGAAGCAGUUGCUGCUGGACAAACUGCAGGAGGCGCUGAAGUCCACCAAGCUCCUGGAGGAGCGUCUCAAGUCCUUCUCCUCGGAGAGCACCUUCUCCAUAAGCAGCGGCAGCAGCCUGGGUUCCCUUUCAACCGCCAGCAGCAAGAGUGCAUUGAGCUUCACCGACAUCUACAUCGAUCCCUUCGCCGUGGACUCACCCAUCGAUGUGGUGGAUCUGAGGAGAAGAUCACAGCGGUUGUUCCAGCAGCACCAGCAGCAGCGAUUGCAUCCCGUGCAUCCUGUUCUCCAGCAGCAACAGCAACAGCAGCAAUCCACGGAGGUUACGCUCUCGCCUAGAAGCAGCCUCUCCAUGGAAACGCCGCCCGCCUCGCCGAUGAGGUACAAUCCCGGUGGGGAUCAGACGCCGCAGGUCCUCAAGGAGGAGCCCACCUAUGCCAAUGCCCUGCCCGCCCCGCCUGCCUACACAGCUCCGCCUCCAGUCCCGAUUUCGGGGGUGAGGGCACGUCCCUACGAUCUGGACUCCACAGUGCUGGACUGCAUGAUGCUGGAGGCCAAGCUGCAGAAGCUCAACAUGGGCACUCCGCUCAACCUGGCCACUGCGCCGCUGUCGCCCAUUUCGGAGAAGCCCUCGCUGCUGGAUCUGCCGCAGGAGAUGCUCAGCCGAUCCUCCUCCACCUCCAACACACGAUCCGUUUCUGCAGCGGUUAGCAAUGAGUCGGUGGCCGGGGAUUCCGGCGUCUUUGAGGCGUCGCGUGCCCAUCUGCCGCGCAAGGAACUGGCGCAAGUCCAGAUUGGCCUCAAGUAUCUGAAGCAGGAAGGAGUGCUGGUCGUUUCCCUGGAGCGAGCCAACAAUCUGCUGGCUCUUUGGACUGCCUCGGCGGACAAUUCACAGGUGUAUUUGCGUGCUGCGUUGCUGCCGAAUUCGUUGACUUCCAUUAGGACCAAGGCUUCGGGUGAUUUCCAGAAGCCCGUUUUCAAUGACACCUUCGCUGUGCCCAUUACACUUGACAAGCUGCUGACCAAGAGCCUGCAGGUGACUGUGGUUACCAUGACUGGACAGAAGGAGGAGAUUAUUGGCACUGUGCAAAUCAGCAUGGCCGAGUUCAACCCAGAAGAUUCCACACUCAAGUGGUACAACGUGCUCAGCUCCAAGUUCAUUCCGAGCUUUGAGUCCCUGGACAUUCCCUCCACCAGCGCAGCUGCAGCAGCAGCAGCCGCAGCAGCCGCAGUUGCAACCAACAAUGCCACAGCGGGUGGCAACAACCGGGAGGAAUCUUCGGACGAGUCCACCAUUACCUCCUCCCAGACUUCAACACUUACGAGAAACCAAGCGCACUGCAUGGAACUCCAGGAGCAAAUCGCCGCCGAGCUGUUGGAAUUGGGACCGCUCAAUGAGCCGGAGUGCAGCGACGACGAUGAUGAUGAUGAAGAGGAGGAGUUGGAUGACAAGCAGCUCAUCAACGAUGCUGGCCUAUCGAACUCAAGUGGAAUGCUAGACGCCUACCUGCAGAACAUGAAGCAGGAGUUUGCCGACAAGGAGACGAACACUGAUCGCGCCUUCCUGCCGGAGAAAUCUCGCGGGCAAUCGCAGCUGAUGGACGACAGGCCCGUGAAGCGAUCACAGACCUUCACUCCAUCGGCGGCCGUUAGCAAGAAUCGCUAUAAUUGCCGACUCAACCGCAGCGACUCCGAUUCCGCGAUGCACUGCGGCGUGGCGCCACACACCUUCCAACGAGGAGCCGCCGAGCGGAGAUCACUGCGCUUCCACACCAAGGCGCCCAAGUCAGUCACAAAACUGCAUCAUACUCACAUACCGCGCACCAGUCUGGAUUUGGAGCUGGAUCUGCAGGCUCAGCACAGCAAGCUAUACUUCCUUAACGAUCAAAUCGCUAAGCUGCAAAACCUCAAAGAAGUCUUGCAGAAGGCCUGCGAAAACAAGGAUCCCUUGGUGGCCGCCUGGGCCAUCGAAAACGAGGAAUUCCAGCGCCUGGUGGCUCGUGCCGAUCCUGCCAAAUGCCCCGAAGAGCGCCAGCUGCAGAAGCUGCUGAUGAAGACAGCCAAAGAGAUCCACAAACUAAGGAAGACCAAGGUGCCCAAGGGUUGUCCCGAUUUGGUGUCGUUCAAGGAGAAGAUCACCUUCUUCACACGCAAGGGACUUUCGGUGCCCGAGCUGCCCAGUGAAUUCACCUUGCCGGAGGCAAGGUGGCCCAUCGAAGAGGAGGAGGAGGAGGAGGAAGAGGACGAGGAUGAGUUCUACAAUUCGGCUGAGACGGCAAUCGCCAUCAACACGGCGCUGGUGGCCAGCAGCAACAGAAACAAGAAUCUCAGUGAGCACCAUCAUCGAGCGGCCAGCGGGGCUGUACCCAAGGUGCCAGCACCUGUGGCCGCUCCUGCUGCUGCUUCUGCAGCCACUCCUGCUGCAGCUCCUGCUGCCACUCCUGCAGCCACUCCUGCAUCUACUCCUGCUGCCACUCCUGCGGCUACUCCAGCUGCCAAUGCUGAGGCCAAACCAGCGGCAGCAGCUUCAGUUCCAGUUCCAGCAACCGCCGAUGGCGAGCAACAACGCUUCGAUUACGUCGUGGACCGCAACUACGGCGUGGAGGUGUAGCCCCUUCCACAACUACUCCCCAUCUUCGCUGUACAUUUUUGUAAUUAAUGUAGUAUUUAUUUUCACUAAGCAACAAGUAUUUAUGUGUAUAAACAACUGAUGUAACAAAUAUCUGUGCCUUAUAGAGAACGUGAGAGGAACGUGAGACGAGAACCAUGCUAGAAAUGAUAUAUCUACGCAUAGCUAUGCAUUAGAUUUAAGCCCUAUAUUGUAAUUAGAUAAGCCUAACUCCACCCAUAGUCAGUUGUACAAAUUGACCCCCACUGAUGACCAUAUAAGAGCAACUAAGAGAUACAAACCACCAGCCCGCCCCCAAAACAAUUUGCCCAUCCCCCAAAACACACACAAAACAAAAAAAUCACUGAAAAUCAAACAAUAACGCACACAUUGUGCGUUCAAUGCCUUCAACUUCAUAUUGAAACCAACUGUAUUCUUAAGACUUGAGCAAAAUUAUACGAAUGUUUAUGAAUAUUUUUAUACGCAUCUAGGAAUAGUUUUACCACUUUGAUAACCCCGAUAUACACAAAACGUGAAAUAUUUAUUGAUGGAUCGAUCGAUGUAGCGCUCGAAUCCAAUCGGUUAGGUUUAGUUAGCUUGCGUUUUUGUUAAGCUCAAAACGAAUUCUUACAUUGUAAUUUUUUUUAUAAAAAAAUCCUAUGCAAAAAAACAAACCACACAAAAAAAGUGAAUGUACCAUAUUAGAUAAUCGUCACUAUGUUAACUAUAAGAGCGCCCUUAACCCCCCGACAAUGCCAACCAUUGAAAAGCGCAAAAACAAAAAAUGUGAAAAAAAAGAAACUAUGAAAUGAAACCUUGUUAUGCUUCCCCAAGCGAACCUGUUAAAACUGUUGACUUUGAAACUUUGCCGUGGCGCACUGAGUUCGUAUGAAAUAAAAUGAAAUUACCCACAGCUCUAGUUUAGUUUAGGUUUUGCACGUGCGGUUUCCAGGCUCUGUGCAAACUUUGCUGUUGUUUAUGUUUUCACUAACCAGACCCACACGAUCCCAGCCCCUUCCGAACCCAAAAAAAACUAGAGAGUAGUACGCAUAAACUGAACGAGGAGAGUCCCCACGCAUAUUUUUUCUAUACCGUAGUAGUUUUAGUUGUAAUAAAUUAUAUGAAAGUGAACCUGUAUAUUGUAAUUGUGCAAUAAACAAACAAAAAAAUACUGACAUAACUGAA
Drosophila ficusphila is the source of this 5692-nucleotide messenger RNA. RefSeq names its product protein kibra (gene kibra). Gene Ontology annotation, cellular component: cytoplasm. Gene Ontology annotation, molecular function: molecular adaptor activity; kinase binding. The record is from RefSeq and is a predicted model, not a curated record. Lineage: Eukaryota; Metazoa; Arthropoda; Insecta; Diptera; Drosophilidae. The coding region runs from base 605 to 4510 and encodes 1301 amino acids. Gene Ontology annotation, biological process: regulation of hippo signaling; regulation of DNA-templated transcription; negative regulation of organ growth. The transcript is spliced from 9 exons.